This is a messenger RNA of Perca fluviatilis (European perch), 2828 nucleotides long. RefSeq names its product phosphatidylinositol glycan anchor biosynthesis, class Q (gene pigq). Lineage: Eukaryota; Metazoa; Chordata; Actinopteri; Perciformes; Percidae. Gene Ontology annotation, biological process: GPI anchor biosynthetic process. The record is from RefSeq and is a predicted model, not a curated record. The transcript is spliced from 14 exons. Bases 170 to 1981 code for a protein of 603 amino acids. Gene Ontology annotation, cellular component: membrane; endoplasmic reticulum.
CUCACCGGAUCAUUGUAUGCAACGGACUGUCAACAAAGAAUAUGGCGCUGUUGUCUGCUUAGCUAGCUAAACUCUGCUCGACGUUUCAAAUGAAAGGUUAAAGCUCUGUUCAGUGUUAAAGAAGAUCAUCCGAGCUGCUUGAGGCUGACCACUGAGCUGCAGUGAAGUCAUGGUGUUGAAGAUCUUCUUCCCGCAGUGCUGUAACCGGGCGGACAGCGGCCUGCUGGUCGGCCGCUGGAUCUCCAGCCAGGACUCUGCCGUGGUGUUGGCGGUCAUCCACUACCCAUUCAUCCCCGGACAUGUCAAACAGUACAUCCAGCAGAUGCAGGCCAAGAGUGGGUUGGAGCUGUCGGUGCUGGGCUCGUGGAGUUUACCCAAAGAUGGUCAGGAGGGCAUGGAGAGCUUCCUCAGAGACCUCAGCACCAUUUUCCCCCAGGAACGCUGGCUCCAGAUCAACCGCGAGGUGGGCAAGAUGGGCUUCACCUGCCAGGUCCUCCAGCGGGAUCAGAAUGGAAGAGUAGUUCAGCGAGAGACGAAAAAGAAGAAUGAGAAGGUUGACGAAGGUGCUGGAGAGGCUGGAGGUGAUGAAGAAGAGCAGCAGGAGGAGGAAGAGGAGAAGGUGAUCUUUGUCCACUACGAGCAGAGGAAGGUGAUGCUGUCACAGCUUCACCCCAUCGAGAACGGAGUUCCCGACCCCAAAACUGCUCCACCGUCUGAGCUGAGACAGAUGUUCCAGACGGUGGCCAACAGCCAGCCUCUGUUCUUCCUGGACAGAUACGACGACGGGCCGCUGAAGUCGACACACUGGCAGACUGAGGGUCGAGAGGCCAGCAUCAUCGUGGAGCUGCUCAAACAGGCCUGCAUACCGCUCUGCAUGCUCAUCGGCUGGCUGCUCUCCGUAUGGACCUGGAUCUGCAACAUCCGGAUCUUCAGCCUUUACCCGCUCCGCUUCCUGUCCAGUAAGCUGUCCACCUGUGUCCAGCUCAGCUACAGAACCGAACAGAUGAGGUUGCUCAGCUCACCCAAACCAGCUGCCGGACACACGCAGUUCAUGAGGAAAGCGAACAUCGUGGUGUCGUUCCUGGUGGAUGUGGCUCUCGGCAUGUUGCUCAUCUGGUGGCUCUACAGAGACAACCACAUCACCAUGUUAGCCAACACGCUAGUGCCUGCAGCUGAUCAUGUGGCUAAAGAGCUGGAUGAGCUGCUGCAGUGGCUGAUGGGAGCUCCUGCAGGGCUGAAGAUGAACCGGGCCCUGGAUCAGGUUCUGGGCCGCUUCUUCCUCUACCACAUUCACCUUUGGAUCAGCUACAUCCACCUGAUGUCUCCCUUCAUCGAGGGGAUCCUGUGGUACGGAGGCCUGUCGGCCUGCUUGGGCCUGACCUUUGCCCUCUCGCUGCUCUCAGACAUGGUCGCCCUGCUCACCUUCCACAUCUACUGCUUCUACGUCUACGGAGCCAGGUUGUACUGCCUGAAGAUCUACGGCCUCUCGUCUCUCUGGAGGCUCUUUAGAGGGAAGAAGUGGAACGUCCUGCGGCAGAGGGUGGACUCCUGCUCCUAUGACCUGGACCAGCUCUUCAUUGGGACGCUGCUGUUCACCGUCCUGCUGUUCCUGCUGCCCACCACAGCGCUCUACUACCUGGUCUUCACUCUGUUGCGGCUGGUGGUGGUGCUGUUCCAGGGCGUCCUCCACCUCAGUGUGGACUUCAUUAACUCCUUCCCCCUGUUCGCAAUGGGCCUCCGCAUCACUCGGCCCUACAGACUUGCAGAGGGUGUAAAGUUCAGGGUGCUGUGUGAGGAGCCUGGGACGGCCCUGCACCUGCUGAUGGAGAUUAACCCUCUGAAGUGCAGCGCAGUGGUUCAGACCUACCGCACCUCGACUUAUAGCUGCUACCCCAAAGACUCGUGGGCUGCCCUGGUCAAGAAACUGUUUGUUGGGGAGCUGAUUUACCCGUGGAGACACAAAACCACCAAGACUGACUGACUGAGAGACAUCGGCCAGAGAUGUGAGAGAGAAAGAGAGAAAAAGAACAAGAGAGAUUAGGGAACAAAGGAAAGGGAAGGGACUGAAUAAAUAGUGAGAUGGAAACAGACAGAUAGAGGGGAAAGAGGGGGAACAAGGGUGAAAUUGGUACCUUUAGAGUUACGCUGCUUUCAUCUUAGACUGGAAUAACAUCAAGAAAGUGUUUGUUUAGACUGAAGCUGCCAGGUCACCACACUUUCUUUCAUCCGAGCAGCUCAAGGAAGAACGAAAACACGUCAAUGUUUAAGAGUGCAGCGAACAUGGCAAUGUCAGCCACAAACCUAAAAACCAGCAAAUAGUCCCGUCCUGUUUUUGUUGUAAAAACUGUGAUUGUAAAAUGCCUUUCAGCACAUGAUAAAUUCUUUUAUUUGUAUUAAUGAUAUUAAGGACUUGAGAUAAGCUGUUUUCUUGUUUUGUUGAGGUCAAAAAUUAAAUUAAAUAUGAGAACUUAAACUCCAGUAAUGACCUUAUAUGCACCGUGUUUCCCACAAGGAAACUACAUUACAUUACAUGUCACUUAGCUGACGCUUUUAUGCGACUUACAAUUGCUAUGUAUCAGAGGUCGUACGCCUCUGGAGCAACUAUGGGUUAAGUGUCUUGCUCAGGGACACAUUGGUUGAUGUGUCGCAGUGGGAAUUGAACCCAGAUCUCCUGCACCAAAGGCAUGUGUUAUAUCCACUGCGCCCUCACCACCACUAAACUAAAGGACCAAAACAAUUCGUUCACGUGUGUUUGAAUGUAGGACACAAAGAUCCCACAUUAUCAAAUAAGAUUUAAAGACCUUCUGACUUUGUUUGCCCCCCCCCCC